This is a messenger RNA of Candoia aspera, 2214 nucleotides long. RefSeq names its product protein-glutamine gamma-glutamyltransferase E-like. NCBI's taxonomy places the organism in Eukaryota, Metazoa, Chordata, Lepidosauria, Squamata, Candoiidae. The record is from RefSeq and is a predicted model, not a curated record. Bases 1 to 2214 code for a protein of 737 amino acids. Gene Ontology annotation, molecular function: protein-glutamine gamma-glutamyltransferase activity. Gene Ontology annotation, biological process: peptide cross-linking. The transcript is spliced from 13 exons.
AUGGCAGACAAGUCCUGUCUGCAGGUCCGGGGGCUGCCGGUGCUUGUCUGUGGCUCUCCUCCUUCUCCACCACAGCUGGCCCAAAUAUGCUCCGGGCUCCUCCAAGACCUUCCAGGCUCCUGUCGCACUGAGCGCUGCCUCUUAUCGAGCUUGACAGCGUCAGUCAACAUCGACUGGAGACGGGACGAGAAUGCCCGCGAGCACCACACCGAGCAGUACCGCGGCACUGAAGUAGUGCUGCGACGGGGCCAAGCGAUUAAAAUGAAGUUGAACUAUGUGAGCGGAGCUCCAGCCGACAAUGGCAUCACCUUCACCGUGGACAGAGGCUCAACCCCUGCCCUGCAGGCCAAAACCCGCGUGGACUUUGGCAUCUCCAGCACUCCCAGCAGGGGCUCCUGGGGUGCAGUGCAGACUGCGGGUUCUCCAGGCUCCUUGAACAUUUCCAUCAUCAGCCCGGCAAAUGCUGCCAUCGGACGCUACCGGCUGGGCAUCAAGAGCAGCUCUAGCAGCAGCUUUUCCAUCCUGGGCGCCUUCGUGCUGCUGUUCAACCCUUGGCUGAAAGAGGAUGAAGUGUUCAUGCCAGACAAUGCAGAAUGCCAGGAAUACGUCCUCUCGGAGUUUGGUGUUAUCUUUGUGGGGAGCACAAACCGCAUCUCUCAGUUUGGCUGGAACUACGGCCAGUUUCAAGAUGACAUUCUGGACAUUGGUCUUAUCAUUCUGGACCGGAGCUUAAGCCACCGCAAGGAUCCAACUGCUGAUCUGCGCCGCCGGAAUGACCCCAAAUACAUUGGACGGGUGCUCACUGCCAUGGUUAACAGCAACGACGACAGCGGCGUCUUGCAGGGAAACUGGAGUGGGAACUACAGCGGAGGGGAAAGCCCCAGCAGCUGGACGGGGAGCGUGGACAUCCUGCGCAGGUGGAAGAGCUCCGGCUUCAGGCCCGUCCGCUAUGGGCAGUGCUGGGUCUUCGCUGGAGUGCUGAACACGGUCCUCCGAUGCCUGGGAAUGCCCAGUCGCACAAUCUCAAACUUCAACUCUGCCCACGACACAGACAUGAGCCUGACAGUGGACGUGUACUAUGAUUCUGAUGGGAAUCCUCUGAACAUUGCCACCGACAGCGUCUGGAACUUCCACGUGUGGAAUGAAGGCUGGUUUAUGCGCUCUGAUCUUGGUGCCACCUACAGUGGCUGGCAAAUUUUGGAUGCCACUCCACAGGAGAGGAGUUCAGGCAUCUUCCAGUGUGGCCCAGGAUCCCUGACAGCCAUCAAGGAGGGUGAUGUGAACCUGGUGUUCGACUGCCCAUUCAUCUUUGCAGAGGUCAAUGCUGACCGGGUCACCUGGCUGUAUGACACCACCACCGGAGAAAAAAGGAACAUUUACUCAGAGACCAAAUCGAUUGGCCAGUACACAAGCACAAAAGCCAUUGGCAGCUAUGCCCGCCGGGAUGUCACAAACGAUUAUAAAUAUCCAGAAGGCUCACCCAAGGAAAGGGAAAUCUUCAAAAAGGCACGUGGCAAGCUGAACCUCGACACCUUCUCAGCCACAUCUGCCAAGCUGCCCGAAGGAGAAAAACCCAUCUCAGGGAAGUUCAAGGUGGAGAACCCCCCAGAGGUUGGCAAGGAUGUCGACUUGGUCUUGCAGCUGACCAACCUCUCUUCGAAGGCCAGGAAGCUGACAGCCAACAUGACUGCCUGGACCAUCAUCUAUACUGGAAAACCAGUCCACGAGGUCUGGAAGAACACCGUCAAGGUGGACCUUGGGCCCCAAGAAGAAAAAUCGUUUCCCAUCAAGAUUCCCUACACGGAAUACCAGCAACACCUCACAACAGACAACAUGCUCCGCGCAACUGCCUUUUGCCAGAUUGGUGAGGGAAAAGACACUGUGGUGGAAAGAGACAUCACUCUGGACAACCCCACAAUCGUCAUAGAGGUGCUGGGCCCGGCCAAGGUGGGCCAGACAGUGGAAGUGGAGGUGAACUUCACCAACCCCCUGGGCGAGGAGCUGAAGGACUGCAUCCUGCUGGCAGAGGGCAACGACCUGCUGGCAGAGAAGCUCCAGCUCAAGGUGCCCCCCUUGGGGGCCAAGGAGAACGUGCACAUCCCCUUCAAGAUCAGCCCCAGCAAAAGUGGAACGAAGCAGCUGCUCAUCAACUUCUCCUGCAACAAAUUCCAUGAUGUGAAGGCCUUUGAGACCAUCAUGGUGGCCGCCAACUGA